UGCGCCUAAUCGAGUUCGGAGGCGUUCGGCGAUCAAUCAAGGAAGAAGUAGCCCGGAAGUAGUGUGGUGUGUGAAGGUCUUUGGCUGGAAAGUCCACUUUUUCAUCACAAUGGGCGUAAAAUUAGAAAUCUUCAAGAUGAUGUUUUAUGUAUCCUUCCCCGUCACUAUCUUCUGGAUCUCCAAUCAACCAGACUACUUUGAGGAAUACGUCUUAAAGAAGAAGCGGGAGAUCUUACCCCCGAACGAGGCACAUCAAAGGAAGGAGCUGGAGGACUUCAAGGAGAGAAUGCGAGUUCAAAAGGAGCAGCGGAUAUUGAAACAAAUCUCCAUGAAGGCAGAGAACUAAAAAUAUUUUGUGAAAUGAAUCUAUAUUGUAAAUAUGAAGCUGUGUCUGGAUGAUGAUGAUGAGCAGAAUCUUUAUAACAAAAAUAUGAUGUAAUUAAAAUGUAUUUUGUUGUGCAGUUUGUACAUGCCGCUGGAUUUUUAUGUUUGAUGAUUAUAAUCAAAAUAAAUAUUUGAAAAAUA
Molecule: messenger RNA, 525 nt
Organism: Dunckerocampus dactyliophorus (ringed pipefish)
Lineage: Eukaryota; Metazoa; Chordata; Actinopteri; Syngnathiformes; Syngnathidae
Product: protein PET100 homolog, mitochondrial
Exons: 4
Coding region: 110-346 (78 amino acids)
Biological process (GO): mitochondrial respiratory chain complex IV assembly
Cellular component (GO): mitochondrial inner membrane; mitochondrion
Source: RefSeq, a predicted model, not a curated record